GCCUUGCAGGAGACAGAUAAAGACCACAUAGAAGAAACAACUCCGGUACCAAUGCAAGAAAUAAAUUCAGCGUUAAAAGAAUGCGGCUUUGGCUGGUUUCAGAGAAGACUUCUGUGCGCAUCUUUUUUUGCAUUUAUGUGCGGUGUCUUUGUGACUAAUACCACGCCAUAUAUUUUGCCAAACGCAGAAUGCGACCUAAAUAUGAAUUUGUUACACAAGGGUGUUCUUAACGCUGCUCCUUUCGUAGGAAUGUUAGUAUCAUCUGUGGUAGCAGGGUUUCUAACAGAUACAUUUGGACGUAAAAUUUUCCUAGUCGGUGGAUACGGUGGGAUGUUCUUUUUCGGUGUGGUAUCAGCCUUCAGUCAGACUUAUGAGAUGUUAAUUUGCAGCAAAUUCUUUGAAGGACUUUUGUUUGGAGCAGCGUAUAGUCCUUGCAUGACCUUUACGGCAGAGUACUGCCACAAUGAGGUUAGAGACAGAGUGUUCUUGUUCCAAUCGUCAUUUCAGCCUAUUGCACAAAUUGUUUUGGCUGCAUUGUCCUGGGCUAUACUUAUACAAGACUGGGAAACGUCUUUCUUCGGUGGACUUAUCGUUCUGCAUACUUGGAACUACUAUCUAAUCGUUAUAUCGCUAUUUUCUUUAAUUGCUUGCAUUUUAUAUUGUCUACAACCCGAAAGUCCAAAGUACUUAGUCACACAAAAUCGAUUCGACGAAGCAAGGGAAACACUCAAAAAAAUUUACAAAAUGAAUACUGGAAAACCUAUAGAGACAUUCUCGCUUGCAAACAUUUGGAAAGAAAAAAUAUAUCCAGUUCACGAUGCUCCAGAACUUACAAUAAAAUCAACGUUUUCUUCUCAACUAGCCAACGGACUACAUAACAUAAAGCCAAUGUUCAGGAAACCAUUGUGUUUCUAUUUGAUUCUCGUUUGCGUUAUGAAUUAUUUCACAAUGACUUUAUACAAUACUAUCAGGCUAUGGUUCCCACAGCUUUCAACCAUAGUUGAACAUUACGCUGGAGUUGAUGGAAAUUCGGAACUCUGCGGAACGUUAGAUGCGUAUACAAAAGAUUUGAGAUUAAAAGCUGUUAAUGUAACGGAUGCAGUUAAACACGGUUGCUUACCAACUCGCAGUGGUACAGAAACAUAUGUGAACAGUAUAAUCUUAGGUUGUGUUAGUGUGACGCCAUACGUUUUGAGCGGGAUCCUUGUGAACAAAGUUGGAAAGAAGAUUUUGAUCAUAUCAGCCGCCCUGCUAACGAUUGCCGCAACUUUAUGGUUGAGGUGGUCAAGUUCAAGGAUCGAAAUAGUGGGAUUAUUUGCUGCCGAUAUGGCGUUUGGUCAGACUUUGAUGAGCCUUUUGCAAUCUACUACUAUUGAUCUCUUCCCGACUUCUAUAAGAACACUGGCGAUAUCAAUGUUAAUGACAGUAGGUCGCAUUGGAUCAAUGGUAGCAAACGUUCUAUUCCCUAUACUUCUAGACAUAGGGUGUAUUGUACCGUUCUAUACCUUCGCAGCAAUUAUGAUUUGUGUUUUAGGGCUUGCAUUUUUCCUGCCCAGGGACAGGAGAAAGUAACACAAAAAAGUCAAAGCAAUUAUUCAGAGCACUCCAUACAAGAAAUUUUCAGUCGAAAUUAAUUUAAUAAUGAGGUUCUGUUCGCC
Messenger RNA from Hyposmocoma kahamanoa, 1658 nucleotides. Its product is annotated as synaptic vesicle glycoprotein 2A-like. The record is from RefSeq and is a predicted model, not a curated record. Gene Ontology annotation, biological process: transmembrane transport. The transcript is spliced from 10 exons. Gene Ontology annotation, molecular function: transmembrane transporter activity. Gene Ontology annotation, cellular component: membrane. Lineage: Eukaryota; Metazoa; Arthropoda; Insecta; Lepidoptera; Cosmopterigidae. Bases 52 to 1572 code for a protein of 506 amino acids.